GUAGUAACCGCCUAGCCUAGUGGCCGCAGAGACGACUGAGGAGCUAGUGGCCACCGCGCUUCCUGCAGAGAUGGUCGACGUUAAUAUAUGGGUGGCUGUUGCUAUUUCAGCCCUGACAUUUGAUGUGGCUCUAGGCAGGUACGAAGUGUCCUAUGACGGGAACCCCUGCAGUCCCAACCCUUGUGGACAGAACACCCAGUGCUAUGUGUCCAGUGGCCGUCCUGUGUGUUCCUGCCUGCCCGGCCACUGGGGAAACCCCCUGUCUUACUGUCAGAGAGGGGAAUGCCAAGAUAACAGUGACUGCCCGGCCAGCAAGGCCUGCAAGGACUAUCGUUGCGUAGAUGUAUGUGCAGGAGUGUGUGGUGUCAACUCCGACUGUCAUGUACGGAACCACGUCCCGGUGUGUAGCUGCCCCACGGGCUAUAAAGGCGACCCCUUUAGCAACUGUCGACUCAUGGAUCCUCAGGAGCUGUGUAUUCCUUCUCCUUGCGGUGUCAACACUAAGUGUGAUGUCAUCAACAACACCCCGACUUGUUCCUGCCUGCCAGGCUACGUUGGCUCCCCUCUGAGUGGAUGCCGCCACGAGUGUGAGAGUGACUACGACUGCCCUGCUUCCCAGAGUUGCCAGAACUUCAAGUGUCAGUCUGCGUGUGCCACCGGAGUCUGUGCGCCAAGUGCCAACUGUGUAGUACAGAACCACCGAGCUGUGUGUUCGUGCCCUCCUGGUCAUGUUGGAGACCCAUACGUCUCAUGUCGGGCCGAAUGCUUCACUCACUCCGACUGUCCUUCCCACAAACCAUCCUGCCUUAACGCCAAGUGUGUGGACGUAUGUGCGGGAGUUUGUGGAGUUAAUGCCAACUGUCGCGUAAGAGACGGAACUACAGCUGUCUGCAGUUGUCCCAAAGACAUGACGGGAAACCCUUUUGUCAGCUGUCGCCCAUUCGAGAAGACUGAUCUUUGUAUCCCGAACCCUUGUGGAACGAACGCCAGGUGUGAGCCGGGCCACGAUCGUUCUGGGAAGGAACGACCUGUCUGCACCUGCAUCCCUGGGUACCUGGGAGAUCCGUUGUCCUACUGUCGACGAGGCGAGUGUAGCACGGAUAACGACUGCCGUAACGACCAGAACUGCAUCAACUACAAUUGCGUUUCGUCUUGUACAAACCAGUGCGGUGUUGCCGCUAUGUGCAACGCUCGUAACCAUGUAGCCGUGUGCUCUUGUCCGCCUGGCUACACAGGAGAUGCUCUCACCCGUUGCUACAACAUCCCAGCUCCUGUCGCCAGAGCUCUCUACAGCAAGAAAUAACUUCUUCCACAGUUAAAUCUCAGUCAAAUUUACGAUAAGGAAACUCAUUCUUUAAUUUAAUCUUUUCAAUACAUUUCUGUCCCUGAAUUUAUGUUUACUUUCAAUAUUUUGUAUAUAAAUUCCACAAUUAUAUUUGAAUUGUGUAAGGGGUCUUUAUUGUCCUAAAUAUACAGUCUUUUAGCUUCAUUUUGUUUAUCAUUUCUCAGUGUGUACAAUAAAAUUAUUAAUUUACAAAGGUCUACCCUUAGAAAUUUCUUUUAAAUGCCUAUCUUAGGUUAGGUUACUUUUUUGAAAAGUUUAUCACCCUGCAUUCAAAAGUUUAUGCUGAAAGAAGAUAAAAAUUAUUGAAAUAACAGAAAAUUUAAAAACUAAAAAAAUAGCAUUGAAAUUAAUAUGCUAAUAACUUGCACUUAAUACAUUGUAAAUAUUUGUUAUACAAUUAUUAACUUAAAAUGAGGUUACUAACCUGUCGUCAAUCAGUCCUAUAAAUUGUCGUUGAUGACUAGUUUCGGGGCUAAAACUCCAUUUUCAAAUCUUCUCUUUCAGUCGUCAUAUGUCAAACAUAUCUUCUUGCACAAGCCGUCGUCAAAGUUAUUUCACACAUAAACAUAACACAUACGAAAACGUUUAUAAUACAAUACAAAGACAUGUACAUUUGCGUGUGGCCGGCCAAGGACAAAACCAACGACAAUAUGUAGGACUGAUUGACGA
Messenger RNA from Macrosteles quadrilineatus (aster leafhopper), 2014 nucleotides. Its product is annotated as fibropellin-1-like. Bases 71 to 1303 code for a protein of 410 amino acids. Lineage: Eukaryota; Metazoa; Arthropoda; Insecta; Hemiptera; Cicadellidae. The transcript is spliced from 7 exons. The record is from RefSeq and is a predicted model, not a curated record.